AUGAGCGACUUUGUCAAGCUCACCCCCGAUGGAGUGGGACUGGAAUUCCAGGGGGAACCCUUUAAGAUUGUCGGUGCCAAUUGCUACCUCAUUCAGCAACAUGGAGCAGACAGCAAUGGGAGUGGUAGAGGCCGCAUGGCAAACAUUAUCAAAGCUGCUGCAGACAAGGGGAUCAACGUGCUCCGCAUCUGGGCCCACAACGAGCUCACCUGGAACAGCAUCCAGAAUGGCACAAAGGAGGUCCUCACCAAUCCAGAUGGGUCGGCCUGGUUCGAACCGAUUAUUGACCCAAAUGGCAUUGAUGGCCUGGAUUGGGCGGUCGCCGAGGCAGCCAGGAAUGGUGUCAAGCUCAUCAUGAGCCUCACCAACCACUGGAAGGAGUUUGGUGGCAUCCCUCAGUAUGCCAGGUGGGCAUCCAAGAAAUCUGAUCUCAGCGAGUGGGAGUUGCAGAACAUAUUCUUCAGCAAUGGCAAGGCGCAGUCAAUGUUCAAAGCCUACAUACAGUACCUGCUGAACAGGCCCAACCCCAAGCGGGACGGUGUGCGCUACAAGGACGACCCAACCAUCCUGGCAUGGUCGAUCGCCAACGAGCCCAGGGGGCGGGUGGACCCCAGUGGGCGCACCUUGAACAACUGGAUAGCAGACACCUCCAAGUUUGUCAAGUCGCAGGACAGCAACCACCUUGUCACCGUGGAUGUCGAGGGGUUCUUCUUGACAGAUCAGGAUGGUGUCAAGGCAUCCUAUCUGAAUCCAGGCCAGCUCCAGGAUGGAUGUGACUUCAUCAAGAAUGUGGACCAUGAGACGAUCGACUUUGCAUGCAUGCACAUGUACCAGGAUCUGUGGCCAGAGGAGAGCAUCCAGGCACGUGCCCAUGAUGACUUGGACGGCAGGUUUGAGCAUGACAAGAAGAAGCGGGAGGAGUGGAUCAAGACGUGGUUGAAUGUUCACCUGAAGGCCUGCCAGGGGAAGUUGUCCAAGAAGAAACCCCUGAUUCUCUCUGAGUUCAGUGAGCGAAAGGGUAAGGACGAAAGUUUUGCCGACCGCCAAGACUUCCUCAAGAAGGUGGACGGAAGUUUUUCCGACCGCCAAGACUUCCUCAAGAAGGUGUGCUGA
Auxenochlorella protothecoides is the source of this 1113-nucleotide messenger RNA. Its product is annotated as Mannan endo-1,4-beta-mannosidase 2. The record is from RefSeq and is a predicted model, not a curated record. The transcript has 6 exons. Lineage: Eukaryota; Viridiplantae; Chlorophyta; Trebouxiophyceae; Chlorellales; Chlorellaceae. Gene Ontology annotation, molecular function: hydrolase activity, hydrolyzing O-glycosyl compounds. The coding region runs from base 1 to 1113 and encodes 370 amino acids.